AUGGAGCAGACUCGAGGGCACUUCGGCCACUCACACCAUGGCCACCACCAUCACCACGACACAACCUUCCUGACGAGUACCGACAAGAACGAUGCUGGAGUUCGCAUCACGCGAGUCGGUCUUUUUGUCAACCUUGGCAUGGCCAUUGCAAAAGGAGUCGGCGGCUACGUCUUCAACUCCAAGGCUUUGUCAGCCGACGCCAUCCACUCCCUCACAGAUCUCAUCUCCGAUUUCACCACCCUCGCGACCGUCUCAUACUCAUUACGAGCUCCCACAAGCAGAUUUCCGACCGGCUAUGGAAAGAUUGAGUCUCUCGGUGCACUCGGUGUAUCGGGAAUCCUUCUCUCGGGCGGCAUCAUGAUCGGCCUGCAAGCUGUCAUGGCCCUCGCACAACAGUUCUUCCCGGACAUCGCACACAUACUUUCUCACAUUGGCAUCUUCGGCCACGGUCACAGUCACAGCCACAGUCAUGGAGUCGAGGGCAUGGGCGUCAACAUCAACGCUGCGUGGCUGGCGGCCGGCAGUAUCAUCAUCAAAGAGUGGCUAUACCAAGCGACCAUGAAGAUUGCAAAAGAGAAGCGCAGCAGUGUCCUGGCGAGCAAUGCAUACCACCACCGCGUCGAUAGUUUGACCGCCGUCGUUGCAUUGGCCACUAUUUGCGCCAGUCACUUCCUGACCAACGCCGCGUGGCUCGACCCUGUGGGUGGUCUCAUCAUCUCAGGCAUGAUUGUGCAAGCCGGAUACGGAAACACCAAGGCCGCACUUCUGGAAUUGGCCGAUGUAUCCAUCGAAGACGAGAUGAAGCACAAGAUCGAGAGCGCUACAUCACAAGCCCUAGGAGACUUGAAGCUGCCCACCGAGUCGGCUCCUCAGGUUCAGGGCAUCAAGAGUGGCCAGAACUACCUGAUUGAGAUUGCCGUCACCGUACCUCCAACCUGGACACUGGAGCAAAUGACCGAAGCCGAGAACAACGUGCGCGAAAAGGUAUCUUCCGCCGCCCAAGGAAUCAAGCGUGUUUCGAUUCGCUUCACCAGCUCCGACAAUGCUGCCGAUGCCUUCGCAAAUGAGUUUGUUUCCUCAAAGAACGCGACCAACGAACACGACCACGAUCAUGAGCACGAGCACAGCCACGACGAUGGCCACAGCCACAGCCAUGAACCUGCACAGGAAGGAUCCAAGGCAGGACUGAACAAGAGGAAGUGA
Messenger RNA from Aureobasidium namibiae CBS 147.97, 1203 nucleotides. RefSeq lists its product as uncharacterized. The transcript is spliced from 2 exons. Gene Ontology annotation, molecular function: monoatomic cation transmembrane transporter activity. The record is from RefSeq and is a predicted model, not a curated record. Lineage: Eukaryota; Fungi; Ascomycota; Dothideomycetes; Dothideales; Saccotheciaceae. Gene Ontology annotation, biological process: monoatomic cation transport; transmembrane transport. Bases 1 to 1203 code for a protein of 400 amino acids. Gene Ontology annotation, cellular component: membrane.